Messenger RNA from Eremomyces bilateralis CBS 781.70, 759 nucleotides. RefSeq lists its product as uncharacterized. NCBI's taxonomy places the organism in Eukaryota, Fungi, Ascomycota, Dothideomycetes, Eremomycetales, Eremomycetaceae. The transcript is spliced from 3 exons. Bases 1 to 759 code for a protein of 252 amino acids. The record is from RefSeq and is a predicted model, not a curated record.
AUGGCGACGACGCGGUUAAGGAAGGCGUUCCGUUAUCCGGAAGGGGACGAUACGGAUCCGCCGGAGGGGAUGGAUGAAGUUGAGCAAGAAACCCUCAUCGAUAAACUCGCAGCCGAAGACACAGCCCGCUCGAUCCUCUACACACGUCUCUUCCUCAUCCUCCCUCUCCUCCCUCUCCCCCUCUACUACCUCCCCACCCCCUUCACCCCCCUCCACCACCACCCCCGCACCUCCCUCCUCCCCUACCUCCAACUCCUCCUCGCCACCCUCUCCCUCCUCUCCUCCGCUUACAUCCUCUACUUCCUUCCCGCCACCUCCCCCACCCCCCCCAAACACCCCGCCCGCGCCGCCGCGGUCCACGCCUUCGCGACCGGCCCCCACUCCUCCGGCCCCCUCCACCCGAGCACUGCAUUGGGGAACGCGCUGGAUGACCUCGAUCUGCCCGCGUGGCUGGUCUCCCUGCUGCGGGCGAGCGGGUUCGACAUUUUCUUCGAGACAGCGCCCAUCUCCACCUCUACCUCCGCCUCUCGAAACUCGCUAGCGCGCAUCGUCCCGUUCGUGGGCGGGAUCGCGGCGGUGAUGCUGUACGUGACAUGGGUGGCGACAGGGGGGACGGAUGGGGGGAGCAUGACGGAGGAGUUCUGGAGCGCGGGGUUGCCGGCGGUGGUGUUUUGUUUGGCGUUGUUUGUGAGGGGGCAGUUGAGGCCGGUGGAUGUGGAGGGUUUGAGGCGGUUGAGGUAUCCGUAUAAGGGGGCUUGA